UCUACGAGCCUUCAGCAGCAGAGUCAAAAUUUAAGCAGAGAGAUCCAAACAAAUCCAAGGCAAAGCUGAAAAUAACAAUGAUUAUUUUACUUUUACUCUCCAUGAUAGCCAGAAGUGAUCAGCUAAUGCUGAGUGAGUGUGGAGUAGAAGCAAGACGACCACAAGUCACUGACAUCGCAGUGGAGUGUGGUACUUCAUCCAUUGGUCUCGCGAUUCAGAUCUGCCCUGUCAUCUACACUGGCUACAAUGAGACUCUACUGAUCCUGAACCAUAUGCUGGACCCAGUCUGUAAAGCAACCCUUGAUGAUUCUGUGUCUCCACCUGUUGCUCGCUUCAAUUUCCCACUAAAUAUGACCCACGCUUGUGGAAGCAUAUUCAGGACCACCAGUGCUACCGGGACAGGUAUAUUCUCAGACUUUUCCAACAUCCAGUCGGUCAACAUCAGCGGUGUUGUUCGGUCCAGCGAUCCUACAGCAGGCACAAUCACUUACAACGCUGAGCUUAAGUACUACUACUCCUGCGCCUAUCCCUUAGAAUAUCUGAUCAACAACACCCAGAUCGAUGUGUCUGCUUCCUCCAUCGCAAUCAAGGACAACAAUGGGAGUUUCAUCAGCACCUUAAGCAUGGAGCUGUUCAGUGACGACACCUACACCAGACCAAUGGUCAUUCCACAGCUGGGGAUUGAACUGAGGACCAGUGUGUAUGUCGAGGUCAAGGCCACCAACUUGACAGGGCAGUACCACGUCCUGCUUGACCGGUGCUAUGCCUCAAUCUCCCCACUGCCUUCAAACUCCAGCUACUUCAACCUGUUUGUCCCCUGUUCAAAGGAUCAGUUCACCACCAUGAUUGAGAAUGGAGACAGCCAGAGUGCCCGCUUCCGCUUCCCGGCCUUUCGCUUCAUUGAGCAGCAGAAUGAGACUGUGUCCACCUACUACCUCCACUGCAUUACCCGGCUGUGUGAGAAAAGCACUUGCAGCGCCUUUAAGCAGUGCAAUAAGAGACGGAGGAGGAGCACCCUGGACACAUCUGAAGAGGGCAUAACCCAGACCUAUACCAUCUCUUCUCCAGAGAUCAUCGCCAAAACCGAGAACAACGAGUCCAAGGAGCAGUCUCUUGUUGCCGAAAAACAAGGCAACUCUGCUGUCGGACUUGGUGUGGCUGUUGGCGUCCUUGCCUUUGCUUGCCUUAUUGCCCUUGGUGUUGCAGCUGUAUUUUACAAAAGGCUCAGAAACUAAGGAGUUAUUCAUGCAAUUCAGUGCAGAAUAUUGGCUCAUGCACUUCAGUGCAGAAUCUGCUUGCUUAUUUUACUUUUCUGGUGGAGGACAGGGCUCAGCUCAUCAAUGUGUCUGGAGAUCUUUCUAUGUCUAUUACUGUAGCUCUAACUGUGUAUCAGUCCUGGAAAGAUAGUGGGGAGAAUGGUGUAUCUUUAGCAGAGGUAGCAUUCAGGUAAUUUGUUAGUGUAAAAAUUACUUUUCCCAAAUUAACAAAGACAAGCUUUUAAGUGUUAAUGCAUGUCUGCACUUUAUAAGCUUUGAAAAUAAAUAUACAUAGGAAGAAAUGGUAACUGGAGGGAAAGUCUUUAUCCCAUUCUUUAUAUGUGUAAUGUUAGGUGUGUGGGGUGUUUUGAAAGUGAAAUCAAAGUACCUUUCAAAGUAUUAUAUCUAAUUUAUUGAAUUCCUCUCAUUACUUUUAAGCAAAGAAAGCUAUUAAACUGGAAAUGCUACAUUGCCUGAAUCCAAAAUUUGUUUGUGUUUUUCACUGAUUAACUACAGUUCCUAAACAAAUCAAUUCAUUAAUCAUGUCUACAAAGCACCUUAGGCCCCACCACCCUUGUGUCCAUCUCCCACAAACACACUUAAGUAAGAGUGGGAGUGGGAACAGUACAUUGUCUCAUGCAGUGCCAUUUUAAGAAAUUGACUGUGGAACAACUUAGUUUCCUUGCUUGUUAACCAUUACUGAUUUUGAUUCUGCAAUCAUCUACUGCUGUAAAAAAUAAACUAGUAAAAAUAAAAAAUAAAUGGAUCAAAUUUAA
Messenger RNA from Dicentrarchus labrax (European seabass), 2032 nucleotides. RefSeq names its product zona pellucida-like domain-containing protein 1. Bases 78 to 1235 code for a protein of 385 amino acids. The transcript has a single exon. Gene Ontology annotation, cellular component: cell surface. Lineage: Eukaryota; Metazoa; Chordata; Actinopteri; Moronidae. The record is from RefSeq and is a predicted model, not a curated record.